AUGAAAGACAAAUCCAAGACGGCGGCAAGAUCAAGAAGAGAAAAAGAAAAUGCAGAGUUCUAUGAACUUGCAAAAUUACUACCUCUCCCAUCGGCUAUUACGAGCCAGUUGGACAAAGCCUCCAUAAUAAGGCUAUGUACCAGUUACCUGAAGAUGAGGAGCGUUUUCCCAGAUGGCCUUGGUGAAGCAUGGGGCCACAGAUCUCCACCAAAGUCUCCAUUAGAAAAGGAACUAGGUUCACAUCUUUUGCAGACGUUAGAUGGUUUUAUAUUUGUGAUAGCACCGGAUGGGAAAAUCAUGUACAUAUCUGAAACAGCUUCCGUCCAUCUUGGAUUGUCACAAGUUGAACUGACUGGUAACAGUGUUUAUGAAUAUAUACACCCUGCAGACCAUGAUGAAAUGACCGCUGUGCUGACACUGGCACCGCCAUACCAAGGACAUUUUGGUCAUGAAUUUGAAGUUGAACGUUCUUUCUUCAUCCGAAUGAAAUGUGUUUUGGCCAAACGAAAUGCUGGUUUAACGUGCGGGGGAUAUAAGGUGAUCCAUUGUAGUGGCUAUUUGAAAGUCAAACAGUUCAAUAUGGAGAUGUCGCCAUACGACAGCUGUUACCAGAAUGUAGGGCUGGUUGCCGUUGGUCAUUCUCUACCACCUAGUGCCAUAACUGAAAUCAAAAUGUUUAACAAUAUGUUCAUGUUUCGUGCAAGCUUAGAUCUCAAACUUAUUUUCCUAGAUGCCAGAGUGGCUGCACUCACUGGCUACGAACCACAAGACCUCAUAGAAAGAACUCUGUAUCAUUACAUUCAUGCAUUUGAUAUUCUUCACAUGAGAAUUGCUCAUCACACAUUAUUAUUGAAGGGACAGGUGACCACUAAGUAUUACAGAUUUUUGUCAAAGAACGGUGGUUGGGUUUGGAUACAGAGCUAUGCUACAAUAGUCCAUAAUAGUCGCUCUUCAAGACCACAUUGUAUAGUCAGUGUCAAUUAUGUUCUUAGUGAUGUUGAAGCAAAAUCUUUACAGAUACAGAUUGAACAAACUAUUAAUAAAGAUAUAUUGCCUAUUGAUGCACUUCAAAACAGGCAAGGUAAAAUGAGGACACCUAAGUCAAGGUCAAGACGAUCAUCCCCAUAUCCUCAUAUUGCAGAAAAUCCAGACUACUCCGGAAUUCCAACUUCCGAUAGAAUCGAGUAUGUCCCGGAUAUCAGUUCUCAGGAAUAUGUUAACUCCAUACAAACUUGUGAAAAUUUUGAUAAAUAUAAUGGACUAUAUGGACCACAAUUUAACAUAAAUUUCAUAUCUGAAAUGUUACCAUAUCAGAACUACCAUCGGUUAGCUGAUGAAAAAUUUCAGUACAAACUUAGUGACCAAAAUAAGUUACAUCAUUUCGGAUAUCAAAAUGGCUACCAACUCAGUAUUAAUGACGUUAGCAGUCCUCGUCUGACUCAUUAUGGUGAAAGUACAGAUACUCCAUCGACCUCUCCUCAUUUUGACUACCGAAAUUUAAAUCCAUGUUCAAGAAGUAGUAGUCGAGAAACGUCUUUCGGAACUGCUCAAGGGUACAGCUGCCCAUAUAGUAAUAGAUCUGAAUCGUCCGUUUCCGAUGUUGAUGUAGUCAACGAAGAAACCGACAAACGAAAUUCAAAUCAUCAAAAUAAAUAUGACAGUAUAUAUGAUUCUCCCCGAGUGAAAGAAGAACAAUUUGGAUCUCCCAAAAAAUCUUUGGAAGUGCAAAACAGAACUUCUCCGCAUAGAGACACAGUACAACAAUCUGUUAUAAUGAGACGAUCUGAUUACUGUGUAGAAUCGGAGAAAACAGAUAUCACUCCACCUACCGGAGACACAAAUCAAAACAAUCAAGAUGCAUCCAAGUGCUCUGGAUCUAAUAGUAGCUGCUAUAUCAAUGACCCAACUUCUUGCAAUAAAUAUGCUGAAAUACGUGCCAUAAAUGACAAAACUCUAAACACACAGGACAUUUAUUCUCACUGUCUAAGGGCUGCAUGUGCUUAUGAUUCUUAUAAUUCAAAUUAUGAACAAUCAUCCUUAGCUUCAAGCCCAAGACAGUAUCCAAUGGUACCUCAAGCCGGAUAUACCAGUGUUAUAGUUGAUGCCCAGCAAUAUAAUAUAACAAACGGUUUUGUACAUUAAAACAUGCACAUUUUGUAAAUGGGAAGACAAUUGAUCUUCGGUGAUUGCAAUCAAUGAAAACCGUUGCAAUAUUUUAUUUGCAGUAUUACAAUAUUUGCGAAGAUAUUCUCUAUUUAUUCUAGAAAAAGAGUCUUAAGGUUAUCAUGUUUCAAAAGUCAAACAAUCCAAAUGGCCGAGCAAAUAUAUUUUCAUAUUUGUUAAUAUUUGUAUUAGUUUUUAUCCGUUCUGUUGGUAAAUGUAUUCUUGUUAACAAUUUCAUGAUCAUUAAAAGACCCGUAUGUAAUGUUUAUUCAUAUUACAAUCGUCCAUGCCAAUGCAAAUAUCUCUAUCAGAUAGGAUACAGCGAGGAAGAUCUUUUAGAAAUGUUCUUCUUACAUGGAUAAUGGUUAGAUUAAAUAAAUAAAAUAAAUCAAAACAUCAACAUUUUUUUUAGAUUUGUCAUUUUGAUAGAAGUUUCAGAAAAAAAAACAUUUACAACGGAUUUUCAAAAAGUGACAAAUCAAGUUUCAACCCUUUCAAUCAAUUUCAAAGAGUCAUUAUUCAUUUAUUCUUCGUAAAUUUCAUUAUUUCUUUUAGCAAUGCAAGAAUAGGAAAAGUACGAUUGUUCGUUUAAUCUCAUACAUACUAAAAUCCGCGUUGAAAGUUAAACGAAUUUUAGAGCUCAACUGUACCCCCAAUACGUAAACUUUUUUGAAAGUUUGCAAAAACACUGCAAUACUAUUAUUUGAAUCAUGUUAACUCUAGUGCAAUUGUACUUACACAGUUAUAUUAUUCACAUUUAUACAGAAUACAAGAUUAUGUGUGAAUUGUCUGUUGUUACUUGUAAAUUGUUAUCAAUAAAUUAUUAAUGUUUGAAGCAGGGAAAUGUGUCAUAUU
This is a messenger RNA of Mytilus californianus (California mussel), 3018 nucleotides long. RefSeq names its product single-minded homolog 2-like. Gene Ontology annotation, biological process: regulation of transcription by RNA polymerase II. The record is from RefSeq and is a predicted model, not a curated record. Gene Ontology annotation, molecular function: protein dimerization activity; RNA polymerase II transcription regulatory region sequence-specific DNA binding; DNA-binding transcription factor activity, RNA polymerase II-specific. The transcript is spliced from 9 exons. Lineage: Eukaryota; Metazoa; Mollusca; Bivalvia; Mytilida; Mytilidae. The coding region runs from base 1 to 2142 and encodes 713 amino acids.